Molecule: messenger RNA, 1892 nt
Organism: Monomorium pharaonis (pharaoh ant)
Lineage: Eukaryota; Metazoa; Arthropoda; Insecta; Hymenoptera; Formicidae
Exons: 2
Coding region: 26-838 (270 amino acids)
Source: RefSeq, a predicted model, not a curated record
CACCGAGGAGAAUGCGGCAGAAACAAUGGUGAAGCUCAGCAACGAAACCCGAGAACGCCUGUGCCUAAAAGCAGAACCAGCUCAAUCGGAUAAUAUUGCCCUACACCCAGCAUUAAUCGCAGAAUGGAAUACCUGGCUGCGCAAGGGCCUGUAUGAAGGAGACGAAGAGGAAGAUAAGAAGCGCGAGGAAAAGGAGAACGAAUUACGAGACGAAAUUAUGAAAAAAUUCCCAAGAAAGGGGGGCCUACAUGCAGAGGCCCCAAAAUUGAACCAAGAGAUCCUCGCCUAUAUGUCCAGUACGGCCAAAAACAGAGAUAAACAUUUCGUCUCUGCACAGAACGCCUUGGGUUCAGCAAUGAUAGCAGUGGCAAAGUCCAUCUCUCUAAUUCUGGAACUAGAAGAGGACGACAUUUCAAGCAUGCUCACGCACCUGUUAGGUAACGCAGGCAAGCUGUUAGCAGGCCUACACUACCAACACUCGGUUAUGCGAAGAGCCUUUAUACUUCCUGGCAUCGACGAGAAAUAUCGAGAGCUACUCAAAAAGUCAGAAAUAACGGAAGACUUAUUUGGGGAAGACUUAUUCAAAAGGCUAAAGCACACCAAAUCUCUAGAUAAGGUGGUAGAAGACCUCGCUCCGCGCCAGCACAGCAAAAGACCCUUGAAGACUCCUAAUUGGGGAAACAGGAAGAGCCUGCCGAUGAGACCCAGGGGCGUCGCGCAGCAGGCGAAGAAAGGAGCCCCUCAGAAAUCUCUGCGUUACAAGGACCGACAGAGAUACUCCCAAGGAAACAAACAUGCACUUUCAAGACCAACACGACAGAACCACCAUGCUCGCUAGAGGAGAGAAAGGUCCAUACAACACCCACUAGCAGCAAAGAUGUCCCUGAUGGCAGGAAAAUUAUCCGGGAGUCAUUCCGAAGGAAAGGAUUACCAAGCACAUCCCUCAAUAUCUUCGAGGCAUCAUUGACCGAAUCAACACAUAAACAGUACGCGGGACCCCUAAAACAAUGGUGGUCCUUCUGUGCGAGCCAGGGGCUGGACCCGUAUCGGCCAAAAGAGGUGGACGUAAUCCAAUUCCUAACAGAAAAAUUCGAAAAAGGAGCGGCGUAUGGAUCUCUCAACUCGAUGAGAUCGGCAAUCUCGCUGAUUAGCGAAAACAACGUCGGAAAAAGCAGCAACAUCUCUAGACUCUUCAAGGGAAUAUUUAUGCUGAGACCAACGAAGCCCAAAUAUGAUCGAACCUGGGACGUGAAUAUAGCCCUGCGAAAAAUCGAAGAGUGGUACCCCUGGAGGAACUGACCCUCGAAUACCUGACUCAGCGCUUGGUGCUACUGCUUGCAUUGGGCACGGCGCAUAGAGCGCAAACGCUAGCGUCAAUCAAAUUAGCGAAUAUUAAACGUAACACAGAAGAAUACGAGAUAGAGAUACCGAACAAAAUCAAAACUUCCCGCCCAGGAUCAUACCAACCCCUACUAGUCUUACCAGUCUACAAAGAAAACCCCAAACUGUGCAUCGCGUCAACAAUCGACGCCUACAUUCAGAAAACAGCUCAGCUGAGAGGUAACAUAGAUGACCUGUUCGUUACAAUUAAAAAACCAACAAGGGCGGCAUCCACAGCAACGAUAAGCAGAUGGAUUAAGGCAGCAUUGUAUCGCUGCGGUAUAAAUGAAGAAUUCACAGCACACUCUACGAGACAUGCAGUAACAUCGGCAGCACUAAGGAAGGGAAUGGACCUGGAAACUAUUCGGAAAACAGCCGGCUGGUCAAAAAAUUCUCAGGUCUUCGCAAAAUACUAUAAUAAAACUAUUCCUCCAACAAAAAAAUCCUUUGUAAAAGCGAUCUUUGCAUAGCAAACGUGCAAUAGAAUUCCGCCCCCCCCCCAAAAAAAAAAA